Caenorhabditis angaria is the source of this 1848-nucleotide messenger RNA. NCBI's taxonomy places the organism in Eukaryota, Metazoa, Nematoda, Chromadorea, Rhabditida, Rhabditidae. The record is from the annotation of a GenBank genome assembly.
AUGAUUGGGGUUCUACUGCCGUAUAUACGAAAGUUUCAGUGAGUUUUGGGGUAUGAGGAGAUUAGGACAGAAGAUUGGAAAAACCUAAAAACUUCUGGGCUUUAUGCCAAUAAAUUAAUCAUGAGGAGAAAGUAGUGAUUCAAAAAUAUGAUCUCAAAAUAUUCCAGACGAUCUGCUGAAUCAAAUGAUCUCAUCGACCGUAUUAAUUAUCAAUACACAUCCACAAUUCUUGGUUUUUCCGCUGUUAUGAUGGCUGCAUCUCAAUACAUUGGAAAACCAAUUCAAUGUUGGGUUCCAGCUCAAUUCACAAGAAUGUGGGAAAAAUAUGCAGAAACUUAUUGUUUUAUUAAAGGAACUUACUUUUUGCCAAAUGAUACUCUUGCAAAUGAUUAUUAUUUUGACAAAGACGCCACGGUAUUUUGUUUUUCACUUUUGAAUCAAUGUUAGUUGGAAAUAAGUUUCCGUUUUUUCAGAGAGUUGGAUAUUAUCAAUGGAUACCUAUGGUUUUAUUCUUCCAAGCUUUCUUGUUUUUCUUGCCUUCGAUUAUCUGGAAAAUGUUCAACGAGAGUUGUGGUAAGUUCUAGAACCUUUUCUUUUUAUUCUUUAGUCUUCAAACCAAAUUGUUUUUCAGAACUCAAAAUCAAAGAACUUGCCGCCGUAUCUGAACAAUCAAGAAAAGUCAAAUCAACACUCAGCGACGACAAAACAAAAUCCACACGUUUUGCAAAAUAUUUCUUUAACAAACUUGUCUUCCGUAACGAAUCUGAAGUUUUCAAAAAAUCUUCCUCGAUUUUGACAUCCGGCAAAUUUUUGCCACUUCUUUUCAUCGGAACCAAAGUUCUCUAUGCGAUCAAUAUCCUUGUUCAAUUCUUUAUUUUGACAUAUUUCUUGGAAACCAAAAAUAUGUGGUGGGGAUAUGAAACUUUCUUGGUGAGAUUUAUAAUAACUUUGUUCUUAUAUGAGAAUUAUUAAAAUAUUUCAGGAUCUUUUGAAUGGCCGUGAAUGGGAAUCGACUGGAUUGUUCCCAAGAGUUACGAUGUGUGAUUUUGCUGUUAUGCAACUUGACGCAAUUCAUAAUCACACUAUUCAAUGUGUUAUUGUUUUCAAUAUGCUUGCUGAAAAAGUCUACAUUUUCUUCUGGUUAGUUAGUUGUGGGAACAAGUUCUGAAGUAACACUCUGAUAUUAAAAUUUGGCACUAAAAAUCAUUAAUAAACCUUCUAGUCUAAAUUUUGAAAAACAGUGACUUCGAAUUGAAGAUCAAAGAAUCGAAGAUAAGUUCUAUUUUUUACUGGAAUUCUCUCUGGUGAACAAUUUUGAUGAAAAUACUAUUUUUCAGGUUCUGGUUGGUUGUUGUUGGUGCAAUGACAUUCAUCUCAUUAUUCUACUGGGUAUUCACAUUCUUCCUCUCAUCAGUUGGACGUAACUUUGUCUUUGCCUAUCUCUCUGGAACUGAAACUUAUGAAGAUGAACAAGAAAAGGGUUCAGGAUUGGCUGAUAGAUUUGUUGAUCGAUUCUUGACUUCUGAUGGCGUUUUCAUUUCAAGACUUGUGCAAGUAAGGCAUUUUUAUCACUUACCCUGAUAUUUAUUUCAAAUUUCAUUCCAAACAAAGUAUAAUUUUAAGCAAAACUCUGGAGAUCUUUUUGUCGCCAAUAUGAUUGAAGAAAUGUUCGCACUCUACAAACAACGAGAAGAAGAAAAGGCAUCGAAGAAAAAUGAUGAUCUUCCACAAUCAAAAAAAUUAGAAGACGAACUUCCAUCCCCACAACGAGCUGUUAGUGAAAAUUUGACAUCUGAAGAUGAGGAUGAAAUUGAUAGUCCUGAUACAACUGCCACACUUCCAAGAUAA